Messenger RNA from Mytilus californianus (California mussel), 506 nucleotides. RefSeq names its product 60S ribosomal protein L23. Bases 65 to 487 code for a protein of 140 amino acids. Gene Ontology annotation, cellular component: ribosome; cytosolic large ribosomal subunit. The record is from RefSeq and is a predicted model, not a curated record. The transcript has 5 exons. Gene Ontology annotation, molecular function: structural constituent of ribosome; large ribosomal subunit rRNA binding. Lineage: Eukaryota; Metazoa; Mollusca; Bivalvia; Mytilida; Mytilidae. Gene Ontology annotation, biological process: translation.
CUUAACCGGACCCGUUCCCGAACCACUUAUUAUCCUUUUAAUUCCACUUCCUUUUUAAUCCAACAUGUCGAAAAGAGGAAGAGGAGGUUCCGCAGGAGGAAAAUUCAGGAUCUCCUUGGCUUUGCCAGUUGGAGCAGUAAUAAAUUGCGCUGAUAAUACAGGGGCAAAGAACCUGUAUGUGAUUGCUGUCCACGGUAUUAAAGGACGUUUGAAUAGAAUGCCAGCUGCUGGGGCUGGUGAUAUGUUUGUAGCCACAGUGAAAAAAGGAAAACCAGAACUCCGUAAAAAAGUUAUGCCAGCAGUAGUGGUUAGACAAAGGAAACCAGUGCGGAGGAAGGAUGGGGUUUUCAUUUAUUUUGAAGACAAUGCUGGGGUCAUUGUAAAUGUUAAAGGAGAAAUGAAAGGUUCAGCUAUCACAGGACCUGUUGCAAAAGAAUGUGCAGAUUUAUGGCCCCGUAUAGCAUCAAAUGCCAGUUCAAUAUCAUAAUAAAAUACUGUGGACUGUU